GCAGGUGUUCUGGGUAAAGAGUGUUGGGGUGUGACUUACACUCCUGAACGUGUGUGUGCUCUGAAAGGAUCAUCAGUUGAUCUCUCCUGCUCUUAUAACCCUGGAGGACACACAGUGACUAAAUCAGUGUGGUUCAUUAAAGAGCAGGCUGGUGCUGAGCCUGUAGAUGUGAGAGAGGAUGAGGAGUAUCAGGGACGAGUGCAGUACAGACAGAGCUUCCAGAAUGACUGUAGUAUGAGAAUCACUCACCUGAGAGAGAGAGACGCUCAAACAUACAGAUUCAGAUUCUACACUGAUGGAGGUGAAUACACUGGACAACCUGGAGUCACUCUGUCUGUCACAGAUCUGAAGGUUAUAGUGUCCGACACAGACAGCGGAGGAAAGAAACUGAAGUGUAGCAGCACCUGCACUCUGCCAAACAACCUCACUUACAUCUGGUACGAGAACGGACAGCCUGUGAUUCACUGCAAAUCUGCCUCCUGUGCUGUACCUGCGGUCAGUGGUGCAGUCAGCUACAGCUGCACUGUUGAAGGCCAUGAGAGCUUCAUCUCUCCUCCAGUGUACAGCUCAGUGAUCACAGUGGGAGUGGUGGUCUUCCUGGGAGUGGCGGUCUUUCUGAUACUCAUCACAGCAGCUCUGUGCAUGUGGAGAAAAAAAGGCCACAGCAGCGCUGAGGAGAGUGAACAGUGUGUCUCUGCUACUGUAUAUGGUGUUGUUUCAGCCCUGGCCAUGACUUCUGACCCUACAAGCAGAGAAAUAUCAGAUGAUCAGGAUGACAAUCACCUCUCCAGUGUUUAUUUCAGACCCUUUCACUCACAGGAAGAGCCUCCAUUCCUCACUGCUAAACUUGCUCUAGACUCCACAGAAGAAGAGGGUAUUCAGUACGCUGCUGUGAACUUCAGCAGACGCACUGCUGCCCCCCAGUCUCCUUUGGCUGAAGCAGCUGAUGAUCCAUCUCAGACCUACAGCCAGAUCCAAAAACACAAACCUGCAACAUAAACAGCAGAACACGUUCACUGUGAGCUCAGUGGACUGGACUUUCAGAGCUGAAGAUGCAGGAGCUCUGGAUCCUGGAGAAAAGCUGACCUGUUCACUGUAGACCAAACCUGCACAUUUAAAAAGAAGCU
Molecule: messenger RNA, 1127 nt
Organism: Colossoma macropomum (tambaqui)
Lineage: Eukaryota; Metazoa; Chordata; Actinopteri; Characiformes; Serrasalmidae
Exons: 6
Coding region: 235-999 (254 amino acids)
Source: RefSeq, a predicted model, not a curated record